Messenger RNA from Symbiodinium necroappetens, 950 nucleotides. Lineage: Eukaryota; Dinophyceae; Suessiales; Symbiodiniaceae. The record is from the annotation of a GenBank genome assembly.
AUGUCCAGCACGUCGACGCCGAUGAUGAAGCUUCUGGUGGCCCUUGCCGCUGCGAGCGGCCACCUGGCAGGUGCGGAGCUGCAACUGCCGUUGCCACAGGACUUUGUGCAGGGCGCCAUCUUUUUCACGAGCGCGCACACCGGUGAUUUGGUGCGUCUCGACUGUAAGGCGGAUGGAUGCUCCAAACCGCUUGCAAUCGCUGCAGGCCUUGAAACGUAUAGUGGGCUUGUGCCAUGGAGCGGGCAACUUGUGGCCGCGACCAAAAGGCACAAGCUCGUGCAAGUGGACCCAUGGUGUCAGGACAGCUCCUGCCCGUUAAAAACGCUGGUGGAUGUGGAGCAUGCUCUGGCUGAACUCAUGGGUCCUCACGGAAAUUUCAGCCUCGGUGGCAUCACUUGGUGUCAGGACUCGCUGUUCGUUGUGUUUGGGGCAGCGACGCACCCAGGGCCCAGUGGCGUAAUGCGCUGUGCCAACUGUUCAGUUGGGCAUGAUUGCACAUCUAGCUGCUCGCUAGUCGAUGGUGGAAAAGCCGCCGGCAAAGGAUCUCAGGAGCUUUCGGGUUUCGCAGCAGGCAUCGCUUGCAUGGGCGACCGGGUUCUUGUUACCGACAACAGCAACUUCCGAGUGCAAGCGAUCCCGGCCGGAUGUGCAAAAGCACCCUGUGAGAUCGAUACUUUCGCGCAGGGACUAAAGUGGCCGCUUGGCAUUGCAGUAGUGAGCGGCGGAAGCCGUGUUCUCGUCACGCUGGACGAAGGCAUCAAAUCCUUGCACUCCGAUGGCUCGUCACUGGCGAACUUCAGCUACCGGGGUGACACUGGAGGCCUUUGCGAAGGUGAUGGCAAAGUCUUGGCGGUGGAUGGCAGUACUGGCAACAUCUUGUCCUUCGACCCGGCCUGUGACGCUAACUGCGCAGCCUCACUUAUCUGGAACUCGACCGGGAGCACUGCCAG